Molecule: messenger RNA, 1032 nt
Organism: Aspergillus candidus
Lineage: Eukaryota; Fungi; Ascomycota; Eurotiomycetes; Eurotiales; Aspergillaceae
Product: Elongator subunit IKI1
Exons: 3
Coding region: 1-1032 (343 amino acids)
Biological process (GO): tRNA wobble uridine modification
Cellular component (GO): cytosol; elongator holoenzyme complex; nucleus
Molecular function (GO): tRNA binding
Source: RefSeq, a predicted model, not a curated record
AUGGCCCCAACCAGCUUAUCUCAUCGGCAAACCCACAAUUUGCUGUUGAUUUCCAAGCUUCUCGGCCACCGUGAUACCGCGUCACCCCUCACCUUACUCAUAGAUUCCUUGGAACAGCCUGCGACUCCAUUGAUCAAGGAGUAUAUCAGACGCGCAAAGAUCUCCAAAGUCCAUGUUACACUCAUCGCAUUCGAGACCCUCAAACCAUUAGAUGGAGUUGAUUCAUUCAUCUUUGCCCGGAGAAAGAACCCCUCGGAGAUCGCGAAAGAAGUUGCUGCGGCUCAGCAGAAGACACCUACCCGGCGCCUCAUCUUGAUCGACUCGAUCAAUCCUCUUCUCCGCGCCCAGCGAGCCAAUGCGCACUUCCACCUCCCUACUUUCCUAAGCUCCUUUUUGAUACCGUCGAGCCCCUCUGCGCCCAAGGGUGAUACAUCACUCGUCGUGAACUUCCAUAACGAUGUCCCAAACCCUCCGACCCAGUCACCGUACCAACCCUCGCCACUGUCCACCUUGAGCUUCCUAGCGACAACCGUAAUCACGCUACACUCUUUCUCCCAUAUAUUGGCCCAAAAAGCCGCUCGCGAUCGCAGUCUGGCAGCGCCUGUUUUCGGGCUCGCCGAGGAGCAAGAUGGUGUCCUCUUGGGCCGACUGGAUAAGCCGAUCGGCAACGAGUCCACGCAAGGGAUCGUCCUGGAGAUGGAACACCGCCGGAGAAGUGGACGUGGCGUUCUGGAAUGGUACAUCCUACCCCCCGCUUCGAGCUACCCGCCCAACCAGCUCAAAGAGAUUGUCACCUUGCUCGACGAUCAUCCGCUGUAUCGACCUCCACAGGAUCCAAGCGCCCAGGAAGGCGAGGAGGAACCGCAGUCCACUUUUGAACUAGGUCUGACCGACCGGCAACGAAAGGACAGAGAAGGUGUGGUCCUGCCAUACUUUGAUGCCCAGCAGGGCGAUGGCCCCGGCGAAGGGGGCCGCAUCUUAUACGACAUGGGAGAGGAAGACGAUUUCGACGAAGAGGAAGAUGAGAUAUAG